GCUGUUGAAACAGAUGUCGGCGUAGAUGUCGUCACUGAUCAGUGUUAUGCCGUGGUUCUCACAAAAAUCCGCCAUCAACUCUAGGUUGUCUUUGGUGAAAGCCUGCCCAGUAGGGUUUGAGGGGCUAUUUAUGAGCAUGACUCGUGGAUUGGCGCCGGCAUGAACCGCUCUAUCGAAUGCCGACUGCAACGCAGGAACUAGGGAGAGCGUGAGAAGAGCGACGGUCGUUACAUCCAUGGUCUACUCACACGAGAUGGCAUGUCGGUCUUGUUCGUCUGUUUCGACCCAAAACAGCUUCUUCCCGGCGUGCAUAACUUGCGGUUCGUAGCUUACCCAGGACGGUCGAGGAAGAAGGACGUCUCCGUGAAGGAUGUCGAAUAAUGCGAACAACAGUGGUUUCGAACCCGGGGCCACCACGACCUGAUCUGGCCGGAUAGCGACACCAAGGCGUCGCGCUUGGUGGCGGGCAAUAGACUAUUACGAAUAUGCCACCAACCUCUCUGAGCUUCAUUAAGCCGGCGACAGGCUGGUAGCUCGUCUCCUCGCUAGCCUCCCGGUGUGCUUUGAGGACAUGCUCGGCAAUGGGAAAUGUUGCCUCUCCAAAGCCCAGGUGAACAACUCGAUGGCCUUCCGCUUGUUUCUUAUGGACAAGCUCGUUAAUCUGUAGGGUGGGCGACAGGCAGAGCUGCUGUGCCAAAAAGGUCAGGGGAUUUUUGUUCGAGUCAAGCGAACCCAUGGUGAGUGAUUGGCGUGGGUUGAUGCUGAUAAGACCGUUGAUAGGGGAGGUGACAAGAUCGGACCAGGAGCAGCCAAGCGCUCCUAUAUCCGUUUUCCCUUUGUGAGACGAUGCGAAGAAACCCUCGAGGCACCGGCGAUUUUUUGCCAGACUCGAUGGAGUGACUACUAGGAACAUACAAUGAAAGGAUGGGGGGCUCGCCGGGAAUUUAUCGCCGUGAUCUGCAAUAACUGGGACUAUCCAGAUCACCUCAUUCUUAUCCUGAACAGACCAAGAGCAAUGGAAAGAAGAUAUGAAAACCCUUCGAGUAUCCUUCUUUGAAAUUUGAAACAGCCAACCCCUUGCAAACAUCGCCACCACGCCCGCUAGAAUGGAAUCUAAAAUGGAACUUGCCACCGAUGCCAAGGAUGCUGCCACUAUCACUCCGGCCAGGGAUGAGAUGCCGCUUCAGCAAGGUGACCUCAAAUCAGCCGCUGGUGACGACGAGGACGUUGGCCUUCGUAUUAUCCAUGAAGCUGGCAAUGCCAUUAAUGCUAGCGUUGAUCCGGCCGUCACGCGACGUACCUUGCGCAAGAUAGACACUUGGGUGCUCCCUCUCCUGGCUCUUACAACGAUGCUCCAGUUCUUGGACAAAUCGACCUUAGGAUACGCAGCCAUCUUUGGACUUAUCGAGGACACCAACCUUCACGGAACCGAGUAUUCAUGGUUGGGCAGUAUAUUCUACUUUGGCUACAUGAUAACUCAACCGUUCGCUGCCCACCUGUUGCAGAAAUUCGCUGCCGCAAAAUGCCUUGCGGCCAGUGUAUUGCUCUGGGGAGUUAUCCUGUUCAUGCAUGUGGUGUGCAACAACUGGGCCAAGCUCAUGGUUGUUCGCUUCUUCCUGGGCAUGGCAGAAGCAAUUGUCACUCCAGCUUUCAUCCUAAUCAGCGGCGCUUGGUAUGCCAGACAAGACCAGCCGCUACGGAUGGGCUUCUGGUUCUCCUUCAACGGCGUUGCCCAGAUCGUGGGAGGUUUGUUGUCGUACGGGUUGGGACACAUACACGUGGGGAUCGCGUCUUGGAAGUGGAUGUUCCUAGUCACUGGAGCCAUCUCGGUGCUGUGGGCGAUUGUGCUGUGGUUCAUGUUGCCGGACAACCAAGGCACGGCAUGGUUUUUGAACGACGAAGAAAAGUAUGCCUCGAUCGAGAUGGUCCGUCAGAACCACACCGGCAUUCACAAUACCAAAUUCCGCCGCGAGCAGCUUGUCGAAGCUCUAUGCGACUUCAAGACAUGGGCCUUUUUCUGGAUGGCUCUGAUUUGGAAUGUUCCUAAUUCCAUAGCGACUUUUGGCAGUCUUGUUAUCAAAAACUUUGACUACGGCGUGCUCGAGACGACAUUGCUUGGGAUGCCCGCCGGAGCUCUCGAAUUCGUCCUCAUGUUGAUAAUUACCUGGGUAUGCCUCAAGGUCGCAAAUACCCGGACAUGGUGCAUGAUCACUGCCCUGACCAUCGCCCUUGUCGGGUCGAUCAUGGUCUUUGCGGCUCCUUACCACAACAAGGCCGCUCUGCUGGCUGGAUACUACAUGAUUUAUGCUUUUCCCACAGGUUACAUUUUACUUUUAUCCAUGAUCUCUGCCAACACUGCCGGCCACACGAAGAAAGUGGUCACAAACUCGAUGGCUAUGAUUGGCUAUAGCACUGGAAACAUCAUUGGACCACAGUUCUUCAAGCCAUCCCAACAACCUCGCUACGGCCUUGGGAUUGGAGCUUGUCUGGUUUCUUUUGCCAUACUGAUCGUCAUGCUCAUUGGAGUUCGUAUUUAUCUGGUUUUCCAGAACAAGCGCCGCGAUAUUACGAGACAGCAAAUUCACGGGCAGGUUGAGGAUCAUACGACGACCGAAUUCGACUUCAAAAAUUUGACGGACAAGCAAAACCCGCUCUUCGUUUAUGCCUACUAGGAUUGGCAUUCCCGGGAGAGGAGUUAGUUGCCAGGGCAGAAGAAUGUUCGGUCAUGUACAUUAAGAGUCUGGCACGUCGAAUAAUUACUUUGAGCGCCGUGUCGGCUGAAGCAGAUGAUGUACUAUCAAGCUUGAGUACGGACAAAGGAUUUAUCGGUCCUUCGACAGGCAAUAAUUGCAGAAAUGGGCAGAGGAAUGGAGGGUUUUUUCGUCUCUACUCUGGCACUUAGAGCUGUAUUCCUGUAAAGUCGACAUGAUGGCCUCGAUGGCCCUUCCAUGUUCAGGUCGACCCUGAGGCAUUCCCAAUACUACUAUCCAG
Molecule: messenger RNA, 2991 nt
Organism: Exophiala oligosperma
Lineage: Eukaryota; Fungi; Ascomycota; Eurotiomycetes; Chaetothyriales; Herpotrichiellaceae
Exons: 12
Coding region: 1107-2672 (521 amino acids)
Biological process (GO): transmembrane transport
Cellular component (GO): membrane
Molecular function (GO): transmembrane transporter activity
Source: RefSeq, a predicted model, not a curated record